CAUGACGGCGUAUGUGAAGAUUUUCUUAUGUGCACAGCGACUGGGUUUGUGUCUCACUAGUUUAACUUGCUGUCGUCUCCCUCCUCCCCACUGCUCAUUCUCCAGGUUGUCGGUGUGAUGCUCAGAGCAGCACAGAGUCUUUGCUUUGCGCUGUGCUCGGAUCCUGCAGCCAGAAUGACGCGCCUGCGGGUAUCUUGCUAUGCCUCGGUUCAACAAAAGAGCGAAAAACAAUUGGAAUAUAUUUAGUGAUUUGUUCCCACCCUCUGCGUUUACCUCUCUAAAACGCUGUGUAAGUUUCUGCCAGCUUCACUGAGAGAUUAAAGAAACCAGAUAAAGAGCGCUGCACCCCCGGUGGCUGCAAACAGGUGUUUCCAUCGUUUGGCGUCGCACUGAGGUUCAUUCACGACUAUUUUCCUACCCGAGUACCAUGUGUGCGGCCAUGUAGUAGUGGGAGGAUGCAAAACCGCUUACGAGACUGGGUGUGCGCGCAUUUGUUGUGAUGCAGAUAAAAUAAUGGAGUUGGAAGAAGGUGCAACGUGCUUUUGUGAAAGUCUUUGUACAGCUUUACGGUGGAACGUGUGGGUUUAUUUUCUAAGUUUUUCGAAGGUACAACGGACAAUUCCUGAAUAACGGCCACAUUCACGAGAAAAGUAUUCAGUUGGACAUGAUCUAACUGGCUUUACUGCACUACUGGGACUAUUUUAUUGUCUACUUUUCAUAGUCUACUUGGGAAAUUCUUUGUUAUUUAACGAAUCGUUUGCUCAGUGCGCAUGGACGUUUAAUUUCGGAAUCCAGUUUUCUGGGGGAUUCAUUUUACGCUUCUCUGUAAUUUUUUUUUUACAAAACGUAGCCAAACUGGCCAUGGCUGCAGCGAUCGCCAGCUCCCUCAUAAGACAGAAAAGGCAGGCGAGGGAGCGGGAGAAGUCUAAUGCCUGCCGUUGCGUUAGCAGCCCCAGUAAAGCCAAAGGAAGCUGUGAAAAACCCAGUCGACUGAAUGUUUUCUCCCGGGUCAAACUCUUUGGCUCAAAGAAGAGGCGAAGAAGACGACCAGAGCCACAACUGAAGGGGAUUGUGACGAAGCUGUACAGUCGACAAGGUUUCCACCUGCAGCUGCAGGCAGAUGGAACCAUUGAUGGAACGAAGGAGGAGGACAAUGGUUACACCAUGUUCAACCUUAUUCCAGUGGGGCUGCGAGUGGUGGCCAUCCAGGGGGUGCAGACCAAACUCUAUCUGGCUAUGAACAAUGAGGGCUACCUAUACACAUCAGAACAUUUUACGCCAGAGUGCAAAUUUAAGGAGUCUGUGUUCGAGAACUAUUAUGUGACAUACUCCUCCAUGAUGUACCGGCAGCAGCAGUCGGGCAGGGGCUGGUACCUCGGUCUGAACAAGGAGGGAGAAAUCAUGAAGGGGAACCAUGUCAAGAAGAACAAGCCAGCAGCCCACUUCCUUCCCAAACCUCUAAAAGUGGCAAUGUACAGAGAGCCAUCCCUCCAUGAGUUGACAGAGUUCUCCCGUUCUGGCAGCGGCACACCCACAAAGAGUCGGAGUGCCUCGGCUGUACUCAAUGGAGGCAAAGCCGUGAGCCAGAAUGAGUCGACGUAGCCCGGUAAACCAGCCCAGGCCUGGGGCCGAACCACGAAACCUUACCUCCAGCAGAGCGUGAAUCCAAGCACCACUUCUCUCACCGAUCAGCGGUUCAGGACUAGCUAUGACAACAAACCACACACAAACACCCAAAUUCCAUCAAUACAAAACAUUUAGGUAUCAUCCUGGUCAAUCAUUAUCAAAACAAUCAUCAAUAGUAAGAAACACAUUGGCACAUAAACCAUUCUGGACUUAAAAACACUUUUUGUUUUGGUUUAGAGAUUUAUCUAUUACUUUGAUCACUAUCUUUUGGUGAUGAUUGCAUACCAGUUAGCCCAUAUUUAUCUUUUUAUUUUUUUUAUUUUGUGUGGACUAAAACUUUUAUUUGGUCAUUAAGACACCAAGCACUCGUGCAUCUGGCAGACAGGGACAGGAAGUUAGACAUGUAGGCAUUCAGGGGAGCCAGUAAUAAUGCUGGUCUACACGGCUGCAGUGGUACAGUACAAGCCCUGAUCUCUGUCCUAUCCAUGCUUCUGUGAAUACAAAGCCUAUAAACUCUCUGGUGUGGUACAGCCUAGUGCUGCCGGGACUGUGGCCAGCCAGAUGGUAGCUCUCCUGCGUCCUAGUGCACACGCUCAGAGACUGAGCUCUCUAGCAUGGGAAAGUGAAGCCUAUGUUCAGCUGACCUGAAAUAUAAAAAGGGGCAGUGUGGCUCUCUUGCAGUUUCUCUAUUCCUUUUAGAAAUGGCUGCACCUUGGUUUUUGCUAAUGUUCUGAAUUAGCAGAGAGCUUUUUAAUUGAUAACUGGUUUGGUGUGUGUCACCUCUUGUUUUUUUCCCCCAUUUCAGUCCACCAUUGUUCAGUAUUUACAUUUGUGUUGCUGUGUCAUCAUUGAAAGGGGUUCCAGCAAACCAAAGACAGAACAAAAGAGUGUCCCUUUAAGCCGCUAAAAACCAAGUCAGUACAAAGGCAAAGCUGGAAUUCUCUUUUUCAUUGUACAUUUUUGAUGAGAGAAAGCAAAGAUUGUGUGGAAAAAAAGGAACAGUGGACACAGAAAGUGAUUUUAAACACUUGAGGAGCUGGCAGCGUGCUUGUUGUGCUUCUCGCCGAUAUGCCCGAUGACUCGAUGGUAUGAAACGACUAUGCUAUGUUCCCAUUCCCUACUGUUACCCCUGUGUUACAAUGUCUUUGUCUCUUGUCCUUGUGAACAGUUUCCUCCCUCUGUGCUUGUGUCAUACUUCGACUUCCCCACCAUCCUUUUUUGUCGACUUCUAUUGACUGAUACAGUUCACCAUAGGAAUAUGGUGCAAGCCCCUAACCAGGAUGCUUGUUAUGUGUUUGAGUAACUUAUUGUGGUGACAAUAUUUUCUAUAUUUAAAAAAAGAAAACUGUGGACUUUUAGGUGGCUUAACAUUUUAUAGGAAGCGUCAUAUUUGUAAAAGUGGAAAAAAAUAUGAAAAAAAAAAC
Etheostoma cragini (Arkansas darter) is the source of this 3050-nucleotide messenger RNA. RefSeq names its product fibroblast growth factor 13a (gene fgf13a). Gene Ontology annotation, cellular component: cytoplasm. Gene Ontology annotation, molecular function: growth factor activity; fibroblast growth factor receptor binding. Lineage: Eukaryota; Metazoa; Chordata; Actinopteri; Perciformes; Percidae. The record is from RefSeq and is a predicted model, not a curated record. Gene Ontology annotation, biological process: fibroblast growth factor receptor signaling pathway; animal organ morphogenesis; positive regulation of cell population proliferation. Bases 862 to 1602 code for a protein of 246 amino acids. The transcript has 5 exons.